AUGGUCAUUCACGCGCCGGCUCGAAAAACGUGCCAUCGUCACCUAGCCCAAGUCUAUAUGCAAAUGAGGAUGCCGUCUAGCGGCCUCUACCUAUUCGCGGUGUCGUUUUUGCCAGCCCUAGCCGUCCCCCAAGUAAAGCUACAAGCCCUGAAGGCCACGAAAACUCCGUGCUGCGUGGAUACGCUACUCCCAGGAGUAUGCAAGUCAAUGUACAACCGGGAUCAUGAGAAAUUCUCCGUGCUCUGCCGCACCAACCCCGACUUCAGCUUCAUCCAGUGCUGCCAGUCGUGCCACUUCAACACCGACAUGUUCACGGCGUUGACCUAUCCAGUCCCGGCUGAUCUGUACAUGUACGACGUCGCCAACAUGCUGGAGGCACCGAAUCCGACAUGUGCCGACCGACAAUCCGAGAGUUGGUGUGAGAACUUCCUCGCCCGUCGUGGCAGCUGGUUGCAGAACAAGGCCACCUGCGAGACGUCCGGCCUUGCCUUCCGCGUCUGCCGCAAGACAUGCGGAUUCUGCACGGCGUGGGUCCCCGGAGACGCUCACAAAGGCCAAGCCGGGGUGUUUAGGACUCGGCCGACAAGCGUCUACUACAACUCGACCGUCGCGAGAAGCCCCAAACUGUGCGCUAAGCUUGCC
This is a messenger RNA of Mesorhabditis spiculigera, 642 nucleotides long. The record is from the annotation of a GenBank genome assembly. Lineage: Eukaryota; Metazoa; Nematoda; Chromadorea; Rhabditida; Rhabditidae.